AUGUUUAAGGAGGGCUUUGCACCUGAUGUUGUUCUGUAUGCUAUUAUGAUACGUGGUCUGUCAGAGGAGGGUAGGGUUGGUGAAGCUGCUAGGAUGUUAGAUGAGAUGACUCAGAUAGGUUUAACUCCUGAUGCUUAUUGCUAUAAUGCCAUAAUUAAAGGUUUGUGUGACACGGGUUUUUUGGAUCGAGCACAGUCUCUUUGUCUUGAGAUUUCUGAGCAUAAUGUUUAUACGCACACGAUUCUCAUAUGUGAAAUGUGUAAGCAAGGAAUGGUUGAUAAAGCACAAGAAUUAUUUAAUCGGAUGGAGUCGCUUGGAUGUGUUCCAUCGGUUGUGACUUUCAAUGCUCUUAUAAAUGGACUGUGCAAUGCUCAUAAACUCGAGGAGGCAAGCCUUUUACUUUAUAAGAUGGAGAUUGGGAAAAGACCUUCGUUAAUCUUAAACCUUUUUCAGGGUUCUGGUCAGGUUUUUGAUAGUGCUAGUCUCCAGAAAAAGAGGCUCGCUACACUUUGUGAUGAACCAAAGGUGCCCUUUAACCCUUACAAGGAUCAAUUAAGAGGGCUGAUCUUGUCGAGGCAGUUUUUUUUGCUCUGUUGUUCUGCAUGA
Vicia faba (fava bean) is the source of this 606-nucleotide messenger RNA. Lineage: Eukaryota; Viridiplantae; Streptophyta; Magnoliopsida; Fabales; Fabaceae. The record is from the annotation of a GenBank genome assembly.